Messenger RNA from Carica papaya (papaya), 623 nucleotides. RefSeq lists its product as uncharacterized. The record is from RefSeq and is a predicted model, not a curated record. NCBI's taxonomy places the organism in Eukaryota, Viridiplantae, Streptophyta, Magnoliopsida, Brassicales, Caricaceae.
CUCAUUUUCACAUAUCUUAAACAACUACAACUUCAUCUUACUUACAAACUAGUUGAAGGUGCAAAAUGGGUGGUGGCAAAAGCGGCAGCGGCGGCGGUAAGAGUGGCGGUGGGGCUGGAAGUAAAAGCGGAGGAGGAGGAGGAGGAGGAGGAGGAGGAUUCAAAAGCAGCGGAGGAGGUCAGAUGAAAGCUCCGGGAGGGAGUGGAUCCUUCAUUCCACGCGGAGUGUUCGAGAGCAACCCGAAGGCUUACUUCACUGGUUUGCAUGUUGGGCAGAAGGGCAAGAAGUGAAGCGUAGGCUUUCCUUCCCAUUUGGAUACUCUCAUAUGAUCCGUACAAUAAAUAUAUAUAUAUUAUAUAUAUGAGAUCAAAUUUCCAUCUGGGACUUUUUCUUUUGUUUUUCUUUCUUAUAUAACAUAUUUAUGUAAUAUGUUAUAUAUGCCCCUUGCUUAUCUUCUGUCCUACUAAAAUUGCCUUACGUGGGUUGUUUUAACUGGGCUUUUCACUUGUAAAAUAUUCACCCUCCGCUUCAUAUAUAUAUAUAUAUAUAUAUAUGUGCGUGUGUAUGUGUGUGUGUGUGUAUGUGCGUGCGCUUCUUCAAUAAGUAUAUAUAUUUUUACUACA